Messenger RNA from Ornithodoros turicata, 1319 nucleotides. It is a transcript of the gene MRG15, whose product is annotated as mortality factor 4-like protein 1. The record is from RefSeq and is a predicted model, not a curated record. Bases 231 to 1235 code for a protein of 334 amino acids. Gene Ontology annotation, cellular component: NuA4 histone acetyltransferase complex; nucleus. Lineage: Eukaryota; Metazoa; Arthropoda; Arachnida; Ixodida; Argasidae. The transcript is spliced from 13 exons. Gene Ontology annotation, biological process: regulation of DNA-templated transcription; chromatin organization.
AGUGUUGCUCGCAGAAAACGCCAAUAACAUGCCCGCCCGAGGAUGAUGGGAUGAUCUCCAUCCAUCCAUCCCUCUCACCCAAAGAGGUCUCACUCAUUCUCACCUCACCUCAGUGCUCAAUCAGUCUCGCCUCACCUUGUCUCACCAAGAGGGAUACGACCGAUAGGACAGGACUGACUGACUGGUAGGACAGCCAACCCACUACCGGCACUAUUAUACCACUACUAAACAUGGCGCCGAAAGCGAGGUUCCAAGAUGGUGAAAAGGUGUUAUGCUUUCAUGGCCCAUUACUCUACGAAGCCAAGUGCAUCAAAGCGCAGGUGAAGGACAAGCAGACAAAAUACUUCAUUCACUACAGUGGUUGGAAUAAAAAUUGGGACGAGUGGGUGCCUGAGAGCAGAGUUCUAAAGUACAACGAUGUGAAUCUACAAAAGCAGAAAGAACUGGAAAAGGCGCACUUGUCCUCUGCUCCUCACUCUCAGUGUGCUUUAAAAAACAAGAAACAUAACAAGGUUACUAAAGCGAAGAAGGAGCCAGAGAAAGAACGUUCUUCUACACCUACGCAAGAGAAGCAGCCAAAACAAAAACCAUCAAGCGCAGGGACAGCACCUCCAGUGACUCCAGCUUCUGCUCAGGGUCAAGACACGAGCUGCGAGAGCCACAGGAAGAAGCGGAGCCGCUUGGAUCCGCACGUAGAGUCGGAAGAGGCAUUCCUGACAAGAGUUGAAAUAAAAGUUCGAAUUCCAGACGAGCUCAAACCGUGGUUGGUUGAUGACUGGGACCUCAUCACGAGACAAAAAAAGCUGGUCCAACUUCCGUGUAACGUGACCGUAGACCACAUCCUAGCCGACUAUGUCAAGCAGAAGACGUCGGUGAAGGGAAUCUCUUCUAAUAAGGAGAGUGCCGUUAUUGAGGUUACCAAUGGACUGAAGGAAUAUUUCAACGUCAUGCUGGGAAGCCAGUUGCUGUACAAGUUUGAGAGGCCUCAGUAUGCGGAGGUUCUAAACGAACGUCCUGAAACUGCGAUGUCGCAGAUCUAUGGUGCUAUACAUCUGCUGAGGCUUUUUGUCAAGUUGGGAAGUAUGUUAGCCUACACACCUUUGGACGAGAAAAGUGUGCAGUUGCUCUUAAACCAUAUCCAUGAUUUUCUCAAGUACAUGGCCAGAAAUUCGCAGCUAUUCAGCCUCAACGAUUACACUGUUGCCCCACCGGAUUAUCAACGAAAGGCCAUUUAAGGCCAGUGAUGUACAUAAAGCUUGUUCAUAAUCCUCUGCUCUGUCGUACGGUAACGAAGCAUGAAUUAAAUGAGUGAUCCUCGA